Molecule: messenger RNA, 3389 nt
Organism: Xyrichtys novacula (pearly razorfish)
Lineage: Eukaryota; Metazoa; Chordata; Actinopteri; Labriformes; Labridae
Source: the annotation of a GenBank genome assembly
AUGUCCAGACGCAGGUGAGGAGCUGAGGGGUCUCAGUUUCAAAAUGGGGUCGAGGGACUGAAUACUGACCCGGGGGGGGGUUGGGGUAUCACACCAAGUUAGAUACUUGACUAUGAACCGUAAAGUCAAAUUUUACUUGAAGUGAUUUUAAGUCAAUAAACCUCCCUGUGUUUAUUCAGAGCCUCAGACUUUCAGGAAGUUCAAAGAUGUUAACAGUAUAGAUGUUGGAUAGAUAGACAGUAUAGAUGUUCGGUCCAUAAAAAGACUUAAAACUGGGAUUAUUCAGAUCCACCAAGUCUUUAAAGGUCUGGAGAUGGAUUUUCAAAACUUUGGCUCAUGAUUAAUGCAGGAGUCCCCGAUUUUAGAUCAGACAUGUCAGAGAAAUGUCAAAAUAUGAAAUUUAAUUUACUGUCUAAAAUAGUAUUUUAUUAACUUCUAUUUUUCAUGUUUUCUGCACAAAUGUAAAAACUCUCUCCGGUGCACAGAUUUUUUUAGUUUAAGUUUUUAAAGUCGGUUAAAAUGAAACUCUUCAGUGGAGAUAAAACAGAGAAAAAAUCUGAUGUUUUAAUUUCAUUUCAGCGGCCGCAUCACUUUACAAGCCAGAGAUUCAAACACACCUGAGCCGAUGGUCAGAGCCUCGCUGAAGAAGAGGAAGUCAGAGGUGCGUGUCUGAUGUGGCUCGUAUAUCUUCGUGGUUGUUAUUCCUGUGAGACCCUGUUCGUCUGCAGGGUUCACCGUCCUGUUCACACUGACUCACCAGUUUAUUUCCUACUUGAUUUUCAGCCUUCGAAGAAGAAACUUCAACCUGCAGCCAAAAAACAGAGCUAUGAAAUCCAGGUCAGUGUGCUGCUGUGUCAUUAACUCUGAAUUAUUGUGUGUUUGACUGAUAAGACCAGUUUAUGAUCUAUAAUGUCCCCCUCCCACCCAGAAAGCCCUGCCCUGUUUUAACCCUGCAGUCCCACCUUUCACCAUUAGAGGUCACUGUUCUUGUAACACUGCAUACUAGUCGAGUAUCAUCAGAUGAAGUCUGGAUAUUUGAAGGACUUUUCUAAUAAACUUAAGCUUAAGUAAACAAACCCGUUCACUGACUGUCCUCUGUCUCUUUAGAAGUGUUGGUCGGAGGACGGAGCGAGUCCCUGCGUCCUCAUCGAAACUCCUCACAAAGAGCUGGAGCCCUCAGAUCCGUCCAGCUUCAAGCAGUACCGCUUCAAGAACCUCUUCAUCAAGUCCUCCCCCAUCCCUCGACUCAGGUGAGUGUUUUACACGUCAAAGGAGCUGCUGCUGCUCCACGCCUCCCGCUGAGACGUUCCUCCACCCAGCUCUGUAUUCAGAGGUCAACGACCUGCUUUUACAUAAAGACGUUUCCUGCAGGACUGAUCUGAUUUAAAGUUUGAAGAGUCUUAUAUGAAACCGAAACAAACUUGUGAGCCUGUUUUAGUGGUUUCAGGACUCAAACACUGGAAACAUCAUUCAGCUUCUAUGACCUCUGCUCAUGGAGGCGUAGAGGCUCUCUGAAGCAGAUCUGAACAUCUGCUCAAGUUUCCUCAAGUUCUCCAGACUAAAGCAGAGUCAGCAGUAUUUCUAAAACCCAAGGAGCUCAAAUGUUGUUGUUUUCUGUUCCAGCUGGGCCAGUUCAGACGACGUUUGGAUCAAAAUGUUGAACAAGGAGCUGAAAUACGUUCAUGAUAAAAGUUACCUGCAGCGACAUCCCAAACUGCAGCCCAAGAUGAGAGCCAUCCUGCUGGACUGGCUGCUGGAGGUGAGGAGCUUUAACCGAGUUUGAUCUGAAGGUCGAAGGAAGUCCUGACUGAGUCCUUUAACCCCGUCUGUCUCUCUCUCUCUCUCUCUCUCUCUCUCUCUCUCUCUCUCUCUCUCUCUCUCUCUCUCUCCUCUCUCUCUCCUCUCUCUCUCUCUCCUCUCUCUCCUCUCUCUCUCUCUCCUCUCUCUCCUCUCUCUCUCCUCUCCUCUCUCUCUCUCUCUCUCCUCUCUCUCCUCGCUCUCCUCUCUAUCUCUCUCUCUCUCUGUCUCUCUCUCUGUCUCUCUCUCUGUGCAGGUCAGUGAGGUGUACUCCCUCCACCGCCAGACGGCGUACCUGGCUCAGGAUUACUUCGACCGCUACAUGCUGACUCAGGACGACGUCAGCAAAGAGUUCCUGCAGCUCAUCGGGAUCACGGCGCUCUUUGUCGCCUCAAAGAUGGAGGUAAGUCCGUCCUCCUCCUCAUCACAGCGUCACGUGUCCAAAUAUCUGGUUCUUUGUUUAUUAAGGUCAGAGGUCGUCAGCUGAUCCAUUCACUUGAAUUUUAAUAAUUUUUCUUUUCAGGAAAUUUAUCCUCCUAAAAUCGUGGAGUUCGCCUACGUCACAGACGGCGCCUGUGAUAUGUGGGACAUCCAGCAGACAGAACUUCACCUGCUGAAGGUGAGACGGUUCAACUCUGACCCCUGAACUUUAACCUCAGCUCCUUCUUCAGACCUCGGUAAUCUCUGUCUGAGAUGUUUCUGAAAUAACCUCGGUCUGGUGUGUUUCAGGCCUUGGACUGGAACCUGUGUCCGGAGACGCCCAUCUCCUGGCUGAAGCUCUACGCUCAGGUGGAAGCUCAGAGGGACGGAGAGAACUUCCUGGAGCCGCAGUUUUCUCAGGAGACCUACAUCAGGAUCACACAGGUACGAACACACCUGCAUGAGUCAGAGGGUGAAACCCAGACCGGUACAGACGAGCCUGACCUUUGACCUCUGUGUGUUUCAGCUGUUGGAUCUGUGUAUGAUGGACAUCGGCUCGUUGGACUACAGCUACAGCGUUCUCGCUGCCGCUGCGUUCUGCCACUUCUCCUCGUUCGACGUCGUUCAUAAAGUCUCAGGUGAGUCACACCUGUAUUCAGACCCGCCCACUCUUGAUGGUGUGCGCUGUCACGGGUCAGAUUUUUAACCCCGGCGCUUGUGUGUUUGUGUGUCUGUGUGUGUGCAGGCCUGACGUGGGAGAGCGUGGCGCCCUGCGUUCGGUGGAUGAGUCCCUUCAUGGACGCUCUGAAGUCUGAAGCGACGCCUCAACUCAAAAACUUCCCCAAAGUGAAAGCUGAUGACAGACACAACAUCCAGACACACGUGGGCUACCUGGACCUGCUGGUGAGCGAAACAAACACACACACACACACACACACACACUCUCACAGACACACACACACACACACACACACAGACACACACUCUUUAGAGAGACGCCGCUCACUCAAACGCCAACACAAGAGUCCGUGUUUCUGAACUGAAGUUUCUGUUUCUCACAGAGGAAAGCUCAGGAGCGUCAGAUCGACAACCCCGACUGUCAGCUGUCCCCCGUCCCGGUGGGACCGAUGCUGACGCCGCCCAGCAGCACGGAAAAACCAGCCAAUCUUUGA